AUGCUCUGUUUCCUGUCCAUGUCUCUAUCUCUCGCUGCCUCUGCUUCUAUCCCACCCGCAGGGAACCGGCGGAGGCCUCCGCAUCCCGUGGUGCUGCAGUGGAUCGCGGAGGCUGGGGAUCAAGUCCCCAAGCAAAUCAUCAUCGACGCGUUCCGCCACUGUGGGAUUUCAAGCAAGCUGGACGGAACGGAGAACCACCUGGUGAUGUCUCACCUGCGCGCCAGGAGCACCACCGAUGUCUCUAAGGACAUGACCCUCGGGGGGACCACGGGCGACAACACGCGCCUGCUCGGUCAGGCUUCAGAGGAGGAGGAGGAGGAGGAGGAGGAGAUGCAGGCGGAGGGCGUGAGGGAGGUGGCCGUGGCAACCGGCCUGGAGGUGCUGUACCAGGAGACCCCCAACUACCGCGGAGCGGCGGCCGAGGCUGACCGCAAGAUUGAGCCUAGGAAGACGGCUAGGCAUGCCUGGCGAGUGCCAGACCUGGGUGUAGAGCCUGUUGUUAGUGCAGGUGAGGAGGCGGUGACUGAGGGGGGUUAG
This is a messenger RNA of Closterium sp. Yama58-4, 537 nucleotides long. The record is from the annotation of a GenBank genome assembly. NCBI's taxonomy places the organism in Eukaryota, Viridiplantae, Streptophyta, Zygnematophyceae, Desmidiales, Closteriaceae.